UCUGCACGUCUCCCGGACCAGCUUCACAUUAUCUUGAGUUACCGAAUUUGAAGCAAUGUCAAAAUUUACUUCGGGAAGGGAGCGAGUGCAGCAGUUACAUACCUAAAUGGCCUAUUCCUACAGAAUCAGAGAUGGAGUACGCUAAAAUAACGAAGUAGCCUAUAUAACAGGCUACGCUCUGACCAGCUGUGUUUCCUGUCCUCGUGGUUUGAGAAUGUUUCCGUGGCUGCAACAAAGUGUCGCGUCGUUGCUCUGAGAGACGGAGUUCUUGACAGUCAAAGGAGGGGGCUUCAGCAUUCGCAUUACAUUUUCCACAUCCUGAAGACACCGCGCAAUAGACUACUGUGAAUUUCCUGAAAAUCACGUCUAUUUGUGGAGAAACAAAGAGGAGAAAGAACGGUACCAUUUACUGCCGUUGUUUUUCAUGAUUUCUAAUAGGGUACGAUUUGGUCUAAGAAAGCUGCAGUUUCAACAAUUUGACAGUUGAUACCGCCCACUUCUGAAAAUUGACAUCUGCUUGGCAGAUUUCCUUUGGCAUGUUGAACGUAAUGUAGACUUUACCGCGAAAGAAAUUUCCGAGUCACCGUUUUAUGCUUGCCCCUGUCCCGGAGAAGAGGGGAUAGCGAACCGCUUGACUGUUGUUCAAAAUCCUAACUGCGGUUCCUUUCGUUCAGAUGAGACAGGACAACUCACAGUGGUCAUUCGUUUUAUUGUGCCGUGUAGCGAAAGGCAGCACGUGCAUAAACGAGAUCAGUAUUUUUAAAAGAUAAGAGUGUUGGUUGGCUUUUAACUUCAAACAUUUUCUAGAUUGGUUACGUUGUGCAAAACCCCAAGAGACAUAUCAAGAUGCUGUUAAAGGAGUACAGGAUAUGCAUGCCGCUGACAGUUGAGGAGUACAGGAUCGGUCAGCUGUACAUGAUCAGCAAGCACAGCCACGAGCAGAGUGACCGCGGGGAGGGGGUGGAGGUGGUGCAGAACGAGCCGUUCGAGGACCCCAACCACGGCCAGGGCCAGUUCACUGAGAAACGCGUCUACCUCAACAGUAAAUUGCCCAGUUGGGCUCGUGCAGUGGUGCCCAAAAUUUUCUAUGUGACUGAAAAGGCUUGGAACUAUUAUCCCUACACCAUCACAGAGUACACCUGUUCCUUCCUCCCCAAGUUCUCCAUCCACAUAGAGACCAAAUACGAGGACAACAAAGGCAUCAAUGACCAUAUCUUCGACAGUGAGCUGAAGGACCAAGAGAGAGAGGUGUGUUUCGUCGACAUCGCCUAUGAUGAGAUCCCCGAGCGCUACUACAAAGAGUCUGAGGAUCUGCGGUACUUCAAGUCGGAGAAGACUUCCCGCGGGGUUCUUCAGGAGGGCUGGAGGGACACUCAGGAGCCAAUCAUGUGCUCCUACAAGCUGGUCACCGUCAAGUUCGAGGUGUGGGGACUGCAGACGCGUGUGGAACAGUUUGUACACAAGGUGGUGCGGGACGUGCUGCUCCUGGGACACAGGCAGGCCUUCGCCUGGGUGGACGAGUGGAUCGACAUGACGAUGGAUGAGGUAAGAGAGUUUGAGCGCGCCAUCCAGGAGGCCACCAACGAGAAGAUAGGGAUGUUCCCCCCGUCCAUCUCCAUCAGCGAGACGCCCCUCUCCUCCUGCGCCCUCACCGGCCCCGCCAGCGCCCCCUCCACCCCCCUCUGUACCGACGCCCCCGAGUUUCUCUCCGUUUCCAAGGACCGGCCCCGCAAGAAGUCCGCCCCCGAGACCCUCACCCUGCCUGAUCCAGCGGCCCAGCGAGGCGUCCCCCAAGGCGCUGCGCCCGGCCCUCUUCCCAACCACUUCCCCUCGACCCCCUCUGACUCUGACCUUCCAGAGUUGGCGGGUGAAUAGGGAGGCACGGGGGCUCCCCAUGCACCCCCUUGCCUCCCCCCGUCACCCCGAUUGUCUUAGAAGCCCAACAAAACUUGCCUAUAGCCUCCACACACACCCCAGUGCCCAGUGCUGCAAGCAAACUAUAGCCAUAUGCCAGAGUUCAGCCCUACUUACACAUAUCACCACGGUUAUAAGGUUGAUCCCACAAGUCUCCAACUUCCUCCUCGAUGAGCAGGCAGCUGUGGGCUCAGCUACCCCCUCUAUUGUGGACUUCCUUUUCCUGAGUUUGUAGCCAAUCCGAUGUCAGAUCUACUGUUUACCCAACCAGUGUAAGGAGUGAUCAUGCACCCACAUGAUUUCGCCGUUUCCUUAGUUAGAGUCAUUGUUUCAGUGUGAUAGAUUUCGUGUGUGUGUGUGUGCGUUAGGAUGCAGACAAAAUGUCCAACCAAACAUUUCUUUUUCAACUCAAUGGAUAGCUGAUUAGCUUUGUGUCGCUAAAAAGCGGUUGCCUUGGCAACGGAGAUUUAGAAACCUGACUCCUUUGAUUCCUUUUGCACACUUAAGUGAAUGUUUUUUUACUUGGCAGCCCACGAAAUAUCCAUGUGCAGUGCGUUCUUUUCAAGCUGAAAUAGAAUAGUGUGAAUAACCCAAUCUUUCAAACAUGCUAAAAAAAUAUUUUAUGGCACAGUGUUGUUAGCUGUUAUAACCUCAAUGACUACUGACAAACACCACAAUUGCUCAAGCAUAUUUGUGUCAUGGACAUCCCCGUAUCCAAUCGCUCCUCUUGCCUGUGUCUCACUUUCCCUCCACUCGACACCCCCAGUGUAACCAGAUGCAAGACCAGUACAAUCACACACAGAGAGAGCCCAGCUCAGGUCUCCAAAUCUCCCGUCUGGCCCCUCUUUGGACAGACGGGGUCAUUGACUGUACCUCUCUCUCCCUGCUCAAGGCUCUAUGGCCAUGUUUUGUAUCCAACUCCACAGAUAUUAUACCAUCUCUGUACUCAACAGGCUAACUUGACCUUUCGGAACGUUUACACAACAGUUACAGGCUCCACGGAAUACAUUACCUUAUGAAUAUCGUGGUGAGCGCCGAUCCUGGUUUGCGCCUUUAUUUGUAUGCUAACUCUGUAACUGCCGUUGUAAUGACAGUGUUGUCGCCAUUUUGUUACGGAGCAAAACUCGAAUUUUUAAAAAAAACAUAGUGAUGGACUGCGGUACGUAUCAGUUCAUGCAGUUGUACGACAGAUACGCGUCUUUAUCCGUUAAUUCCUCCGAUCAACAAGGCUCCCAAUUUGGGAGGGGAGUGGGGGUGGGGGCAGUAAAAUCAAUUUUCUCUAUACAGAGGUGGUAGGGGACAUAUCCAUGCUUAUAAGGGGUAUCGAACUGGCCUUGUCGUGUGCCUGGUUGGCUUUCUGUCACGUGUUUGGAAUGCCCGUGCUAUGACAUCCCAGCGUUGGUAGAUCGCAGGACAGGUUAGAGUCUGACCCUGCUGGCCUUUGACUGUUCAGCUACCCAGUGGCUUCUGGACUGACACUUGUCUGAACAACGAGGGUGUUCACAUUAGGAAACACACACCUUGAAACAACAAUUACUGCAACUUCUGGCUACUACGUGUAAAAUAACAGUGACCGUCAUGGCAUAGUUAUCGGCAGAGCAAGCAUGUCUCUAUGCUACAGAGAAAGACCACUCUCUAUAGGAGGGAACAUGGUCUCUCAAAUGGAAUGCCCUUAUUAAGAUACUAUAUUUUUUCCAUUUUAUAGUCACGGAGAUCAUGGGAGUCUCUUAUUUCCGCAUGAAAUGUUUCACAAGCAUAUAUACAUAAUUAUGUAUGUAUGUAUGUAUGUAUGUAUAUAAUUGAUGGGAUGUGAAGAUGAAUGCUACAUUGUAGACUCUGUUAGUUAAGCACUGUAUACUAAACAAAUGCAGAGUUUUGAAUGAAUCUGAGCAUGCCCCUGAAGGACAGUUGUACGACUUUCUACUCAGUGCCUCUGCAUGCGAAAAGUGUAUUGUAUUGUCCAUAUACCAAAACCUCUGAGCAUAUUUCGACAAAGAAAAAAAAAAGCCAUUUGUUGUAACUUUACAGGAUGUUCAUUUCUAUCCCUUCUUCAAGUUCUGUGCAUUUUUUGUUCCAUCUCCCCAUUCUUCAUUCAUGGGACGUGAACCAUAUUAUGACCAUGUAAACACCUGUAUAGUUCAGUCAAGUCCUUGUUGUGUUUCGUUGGACCAAAGUUCCUCUGCAACACUUGUGUUGCUCUCAUGUGAAGACGGGACUCUCAUUCUUGGUGUCAUUUCCACUGAACAACUGUAGCUAUGAUCCCCAUCAUCUUUCCGUACAGUUUUAGAAUACUCAUAACUGGUGAUGACUGUCUCUCUUUUCAGGAAUACAGAAAUCCAGGGAUGAUUUAGAUGGCCUGGGGGCCUCCAAAAGUAAUGCAUAUUGACUAGGAGCAUGUUCUGUUCAUUUGCAAAGAUUAUGGAUUUUGUUUUGUAAAUACUGUAAUCUUUGGUUGACAUUAGCUGCAAAUAAUCAUUGUCAGGUUCAUAAUAUGUACAAUAGCGUUGUUUUCUUCUUGAAUGGAGAAAGACAGAAGUGAGAUACUAGUCGAUGUAGGCCUGUGUUGGAAUAGAUCGAAACCUUUAUAUUAUUUUAAUCUGCCAUUGAAAAUAACAUUGUGAUAUCAUUCAAGAUUUAGCCUUUUGAUUCAAAUGUAUAUUUUGCAAGCUCCUCAUAGUAGCUGUGCACUUUUGUCUGUCCAGUUGCUUUUGGUUGUUCCACAUGUCCAACCUAAUCUAUCAAUGACAUUUUGUUUUAAAUGGGGUGGCUAUUGUAUUAAUAUUAUCACUUUGUACAGCUUGAAUCACAGUAUUGCUGUAGUUUUGAUUUUGUGGUUGCUGUAAUUCAAAAUGGAUUCUCUUUGUUUUUGAAAUAAAGGACCAAGCUUUUGCUGUCACAUCUUUAGUGCGGUUUGCAUAUCCAGCCAGGUUGUCUCGUCUCUGAAGUGCCAUCCUCAGUCGGCUGCGGGAAGUCGCUCUGGGUUCCUCCACGUGCUAUGUUUAUGUUUUCAUGGCUCUCUUGACAGUUAUUUGGUUCUUGGUUGUACUUUUUUUUCUUAAUAUUUUUCUUUUUCUUUAACUUAGUAAAUAAAGUUUACUUGCCACGA
Molecule: messenger RNA, 5020 nt
Organism: Osmerus eperlanus (European smelt)
Lineage: Eukaryota; Metazoa; Chordata; Actinopteri; Osmeriformes; Osmeridae
Product: cytoplasmic phosphatidylinositol transfer protein 1-like
Exons: 10
Coding region: 847-1875 (342 amino acids)
Biological process (GO): phospholipid transport
Cellular component (GO): cytoplasm
Molecular function (GO): phosphatidylinositol binding; phosphatidylinositol transfer activity
Source: RefSeq, a predicted model, not a curated record